CUUAAUAAUGUUAUUCAGUCAUUUAAAAAAAAGAACUACAAAUACAAUCAUUGAUAUUCUGAAACUACAGAAGUUCAUUUGUCGCGUGAAUGACGUCAACUUCCUCCGACUCUCCUUGCUAUCCCAACUGCCAAGCAAGCGGGGAAUUUGAAUGAAGGAAUUUUUGUUCGCGUCUCCUCCUCAGCCAGUACCACCAGACCAAAAGAUCGAUUAGUGGUAGGAAUAACUUGAGGACGUAAUUUAUUCGUUGAACUUGUUGACUGUUCGAUUUUAAGAAUGACGUAAUCAUAUAGCACCGGCAUUGUUUGUAACGUUAGCCACUUUGCUUGGCUAUCUGGGAAGGUGUAACUUGGUUCGCAAAUUGACUGAAUGAAUUAAAAUGUAGAAUACGUGUUUAUUUGGUUAUUAUAGUAAGAUAAAUUAUAGAGUGGUUUAUCAUGAAUAUGUGCUUUCUCACGGCAACAGCAUCUCACAGACUGAAAGACAACGAUCAGGUUAGCUAACUUGAGCUAGUUUACGAACUACACUGCACCGAACAAUUUGUUGGAUUGUUUUUUCGCAAUGGAUGAUACCUCAUCGACCUCGACUAGUAUUCCUCGCCUGUCUUUCCUUCGGAGGACAAUGGACCAGUUAUCGACCAGCCAAAAUAGUAAACUAAAUGUGGAGGAAGAGGAGGCGGCGUGUGUCGCUGUCAUCGCACUUCAGCGCUACUUGUGCGACCCAAGUGAAGGACAGCCGUGUGAGAGCUACAGCUACGACGUGACUGUCACCGACGGAGUGUGGCGUGCCAAAUGCUACCUUCACCCAAGUUUAAAUCACUUGGUUCACACCAAUAGCCUUAGAACAGGCUCAGACAUCAUCAUCGCGCAGUGCUCGUUCGUUUAUAACGAGCGGAGACUGGGUCACGGCUACAUCAGCAUCGAAAAAUUAAGGUGCAGCUCGGGUGAAUCCUCGCUGCUGUCUCACAUUCGGGAUGUGAGGACACUGCCUGUUCUGGUCAAAAGCGGCAUGGAGAGGAGCACCUUACUCCAAAGCGACGUACCCCUUGAGCUGAACCGCAAACACUACUUGUCUCUGUGGAACAAUGAGUAUCCAGAGGGGGACGUGUGGACCUCGGCGCCUCCCUCGUCGCGUGAUCCAGUGCUGGACGUGAACAGGAUCUCUCUUAUAAAUAACCUGGAGUCAGCAUUUAGGAGCACAUGCAAACCCCUCCCUCUUCUGGUGAAGAUAUUACAGAAAUCCAGAUUGAGAUAUUAUGGCAAGAUCGGAUCCAAGAUUGAUUUCCCCUACCAGGCAUACUUUGAAGUUGCAGACCAGAGCGGCAUCAUGUCUCUUGUGCUUUGGAAUGAGCUCUGUCCACAGUUUUACAACUCGCUCAAUGUUGGAACGGUGUUGUACAUCCAGAAUUAUGCUCUUAAGCAGAGUUAUUCAAAUCGUUCACGCCCACAAAUGGACCAUUAUGGAAUCAAGAUGUUCACCUCAAUUGAAAUCUGCCUGAACGCUCGCAACCCAACUUCAAUUAUCACAGUGGUGCCACCGAAGAAUGUUCAGCCUCAGUGGUCGUUGCCUGAUGUGUCCUACCGCUUUGCCACAAGAUCAGAUGUUGAAACGUUUCCCAACAACUCUGUGUGUGACAUCAUCGGUUUGGUGACAUUUGUUGGUCGUGUUGAAAGAGUAAAAAGGAAAGGCAACACAGGCCCCGAGAAGUACUGGUCUUUCCGCUGGGUCCACGCAGUGGAUGGCACAUCGGAGCAUCCUUUUGUCCUAGAAUUGUUUUCCUCCUCCCAGCCAGAAAUCUUUGGCAAUAUAUGGCCAAUGACUUACCUAGUCUGCACUCAGAUGCGAGUGUGUCAAGUGGAAGGAUCCUUGCCUUACCUCACCAGUAGCUGCGAGACAGAGAUGUUCAUUACAGGUUACCACAAGGGUCAACCAUACAAGAAUGACCCCACAGUGCAGAACCUCAUCCAGCGGAACAAGACUCUGAAGGACAACGUGGUCCUUCAGAAGGCGUAUAUUGGUGGCCAUUAUUGCUACCCUCAUGCCCCGUGCACAUUCACCCAGCCGGUGGGAGAGACCUCAGGUGAAGUUACUGUUUUAUUUAUAUCACUUUUUUUCCCAAAAUAAAAAAGAAAUCAUUUUCAUUGUGUGAAUGAAGAGCAGCGAUGAUGUUACAUCAUUAAAAAAUAUUUUUCAUUCCUUAAUCUCCCAACAUUCACUGGAUUAACAUUCUAAUAACUA
Molecule: messenger RNA, 2238 nt
Organism: Hippocampus comes (tiger tail seahorse)
Lineage: Eukaryota; Metazoa; Chordata; Actinopteri; Syngnathiformes; Syngnathidae
Exons: 8
Coding region: 562-2124 (520 amino acids)
Molecular function (GO): single-stranded DNA binding
Source: RefSeq, a predicted model, not a curated record